AUGUAUCGUACACCCGAAAAAUCAAGCUCCAAAUCUAACUUACGACAAAUCUCAAGUAAUACUGAAUCUUCGCCAUCAGCAAGCUUCACAAAUACGCGUACUAAGAGGAAACGCUUGGAGGAGUCACCCAUAGACUUCUGCGAGUUUAAAAAUGAAAUAAAAGAUAUGUUAUCCUCAUGGAUGUCUCAACAAAAUAGCGAAAGAAUACAAAUUACGUCUUCUCUAAAGACAAUUGAGGACUCAAUGGCAUUUAUGACUGCACAAUUUGAAGAUAUGAGGAAAAAAAUGGAAGAAAUGGAAUGCGAAAUAUAUCAAAAUCAUCCCUAA
This is a messenger RNA of Parnassius apollo (apollo), 327 nucleotides long. Lineage: Eukaryota; Metazoa; Arthropoda; Insecta; Lepidoptera; Papilionidae. The record is from the annotation of a GenBank genome assembly.